This is a messenger RNA of Haliotis rufescens (red abalone), 2495 nucleotides long. RefSeq lists its product as uncharacterized. The record is from RefSeq and is a predicted model, not a curated record. The transcript is spliced from 9 exons. The coding region runs from base 189 to 1949 and encodes 586 amino acids. NCBI's taxonomy places the organism in Eukaryota, Metazoa, Mollusca, Gastropoda, Lepetellida, Haliotidae.
CGGGUCACUCCUUUGCCUUACAUCGCACGGCAGCCCCGCUACCCUAGUGUCUCACUGAUAGUUGUACUGAUUGAUGCCAGUGGGAACCCUGUGUAACUGAUCCCUUGACGCGUCCUCUGAGAUACGCCCGCAGAGCCCUGGCUGAUGACGUCGUGAUCCAAAACAGACCACGUCUUCCUCAACUCGCGAUGUCAACGUGUGUUCUGUGGCUUGUGGUUAUAUUAUGUAGUGUGACGUACGACGUCGAGGCCAGUUCCCUCAGUGUGGAGCAGAUUCAAAAGUUGGAGGAGUUGAUACGGAACGUUGUACAAUGUCGUAACGUCCCGGGGAUGGCGGUAGCGCUGGUCCGUCGUAACGAGACCGUUUACACUGGUGGCUUUGGUAUCCGCGAGACCAACUCAAGCGAUGCUGUCACUGACAAAACGUUGUUCAAUCUAGCGUCGCAGUCGAAGGCGUUCACCAGCACUGUGGCAGCUGACGCCGUUGCAAGAGGGAAGAUCACGUGGGACGCGCCACUCAGAGAGGUUCUGGGCCCUAACUUCCGGCUGCAGGAUGAGUUCCGGUCUGAGGAGGCGUCCCUACGUGACCUGCUGUCACACCGCCUCGGGAUGCCGUCUUACUGGGGCAUCACUACGUCAGUCAUGAACCUUACAAGACUGCAGAUUCUGGAACGUCUAAAAGACUUUCCAGUCCUGUACGACUUCCGGGACCGCUACCUCUACAGCAACUACCUGUACGUGGCGGCGGCAGCGGUGGUCGAGACGGCAUCGUGCGAGACGUGGGAAGACGCCGUCCAAAACAGAAUAUUCAAACCUCUUGGAAUGACGGCGAGCCGUCUCAGCACGCGUUUGACGGACGGCGACUGGGACAACAUCGCCUACUCCGCCGACAUCGUCCAACACAACAAGGUGGAGCAGUUCGACGAGCCGGCGCUGCUACCGAUCGUCCAGGAGCUGGCUCCAGCUGCCGGCGUCUACAGUAACGCCCAGGAUAUGGCGAAGUGGCUGCGCUUCCAUCUCAACUCGGGGAAGAGCGAGCAAGGCCACCAGGUGGUUGAUGCGGAUGCUAUGCGGGACACCUACCACCCGAACACCGCCGAAUACAGCCCUGACCUGACCCGGGACAUCUUCCCCGUGGACGACCUCAUCUACUCCUACGCCAUGGGCUGGAGGAACGGCGUGUACAGAGGCUACAGGAAGAACCUCCAUAUGGCCGCCUACAACGGCUACCAGGGAACCCUGACGUUCCUGCCUGACGUCGGCGUCGGUGUUUGGGCGCACCUCUCCGGCGCUGCCAACAACAGGGGCUACGACGCCAGAAACACCGUCACCAUGUACAGUCUGGACCUGUUGCUUGGCAACGAGAUCUGGUUGAACUCCAGCACGGCUUGUUCCUUCCCCGCGCCGUGGUAUCAGGAUGAUGCCGCACCACCGGCCCCUACCGUCCCGGAAUAUGCACGUCCUAGCGUCUUCAUCAAUACCACCGAGUACAUCGGCAAAUACUACCACCCAGCGUUCGGAACGCUGGAGAUCUUCGACGACGACAACGAUGACCAUUUGCUUGGCUACAGGUACGGGGAACUCAUGGUCGGAUACUUGAAAGCCAAGGGAGGUAACCGCGAGGACUUUAUCCAGUUUAUGACAGGACCGCUUGGUAUUAUUCACGUCUACGAUGACCCUGACGGUUUUAACGUCAAUUUUAACCGAGAUGAUUCCGGCGCUGUUGAGAGCGUACAGUUCCACUAUUUCGAGUUUUCUAAACCACCGGUGUUCACAAUCGUGGAAGUGAAGCCAGGAAACAACACCGUGGUGUCCGCCUGUGCUGCGCCGUCAUCGCAUCCACCAUCAACUGCAGGGCCCACUUCCGGGUUGUCUCACUUCCGGUCGAGUAAGGGGAUGGUUUCGUUUUUCUAUGUUAAUUUUUUACUCUGUUUAAAAUUAGUUGUUUGAUAUAAACAAUAAUUCUAAAUAUAUCAUGAUUACAGAUUAUUCUGCGCUUAAUUGUGACUCUUUAUAACACAUAAACAGCCUCUGGCGCAUAUGUUGAAACAUGAAGAAAUUUUCUGCAUGUUCCUUCUAUGACCAUUAUGUCUACUUACAUGUAAACAAUACACAAUACGAGUCCUGCCUAUAUUCUCAGCUAAGAACAUUUUCUUUGCCGCUUAUAUGUUUAUGUAUAUUUUCUCUUUGAAUAUUCUUUCUUUCAGGCAUUUGAUUUGAUUGCUUUUAUUAAUCGAAUUUGAUCAUUAUUGUCAUUAAAUCAUUUUUCAUCAAUGUUUUCUCAGACAAAGUAUUCAUAUAAUCAUAUUCAUAACGUCAUUUAUUGUAUUCAAUUUAAUUAAGUGUAUUUCACAUACAUUCAUAUUUGCCUUUCUUUCUUACAUUCAUAUAUUGAUAAUUAUUCAUUUCAGUCCCAUGUAAUCGGUAAUCCUUUCAUUUAUGCAUAAACAUACUUUAAGAUUAUAUUUCAUUGCCUUUGCAAUAAACAAUUCUUUA